Messenger RNA from Physeter macrocephalus (sperm whale), 981 nucleotides. Its product is annotated as olfactory receptor 52M1. The record is from RefSeq and is a predicted model, not a curated record. Gene Ontology annotation, molecular function: G protein-coupled receptor activity; olfactory receptor activity. Lineage: Eukaryota; Metazoa; Chordata; Mammalia; Artiodactyla; Physeteridae. Gene Ontology annotation, biological process: G protein-coupled receptor signaling pathway. Gene Ontology annotation, cellular component: plasma membrane.
AUGGCUACUGUAAGCCCUCAAACAUGUUCAUGUCUGCUUGCUAAUAAUGCCUGCUUGGUGCCUACUUCCUUCUGGCUUACUGGCAUCCCAGGGCUGGAGUCCCUGAACAUCUGGCUCUCCAUCCCCUUUAGCUCCAUGUACCUGGUGGCUGUGGUGGGGAAUGUGACCAUCCUGGCCAUGGUAAAGUUGGAGCGCAGCCUGCACCAGCCCAUGUACUUCUUCCUGUGCAUGUUGGCUGUCAUUGACUUGGUCCUGUCAACCUCUACCAUGCCCAAACUGCUAACCAUCUUCUGGUCUGGUGCCUGUCACAUUGAUCUAGACUUCUUGACCCAAAUGUUCUUUAUCCACUGCUUCGUCACAGUAGAGUCAGACAUUUUCCUUGCCAUGGCUUUUGAUCACUAUGUGGCCAUCUGUGACCCACUAUGCCACACCUCAAUGCUCACCCAUGCAGUGGUAGGAAGUUUAGGCCCGGCUGCCCUCCUCCAUGGAGUACUCUACAUUGGACCCCUGCCCCUGAUGAUUCGCCUGAGGCUUCUCCUUUACCGGACCCAAAUCAUUGCCCACUCCUACUGUGAGUACAUGGCCGUGGUCACCUUGGCAUGUAGUGACACAACAGUCAACAACUUAUAUGGAAUGGGAAUUGUCUUCCUGGUAUUUAUCCUGGAUUCAUUAGCCAUCACUGCCUCCUAUGUGAUGAUUUUUAGGGCUGUCAUGGGGUUGGCCACCCCUGAGGCUAGGCUUCAAACCCUAGGAACAUGCAGUUCUCAUAUUUGUGCUAUCCUUGUCUUCUAUAUCCCCACUGAUGUUUCCUCUCUCACUCACUGCUUUGGCCAUCAUGUCCCUCCCCAUAUCCAUAUCCUUUUGGCCAACUUUUACCUCCUCAUUCCACCCAUCCUCAACCCAAUUGUCUAUGCUGUUCACACUAAACAAAUUCAAGAGAGACUUCUCCACAUUCUUAAGUCAGGGGCUCAACUCAAAUGA